Messenger RNA from Saccharomyces mikatae IFO 1815, 1284 nucleotides. It is a transcript of the gene SFH1, whose product is annotated as Sfh1p. Gene Ontology annotation, molecular function: transcription coregulator activity. Gene Ontology annotation, biological process: regulation of transcription by RNA polymerase II; chromatin remodeling. Gene Ontology annotation, cellular component: nucleus; nuclear chromosome; RSC-type complex. The transcript has a single exon. The record is from RefSeq and is a predicted model, not a curated record. The coding region runs from base 1 to 1284 and encodes 427 amino acids. NCBI's taxonomy places the organism in Eukaryota, Fungi, Ascomycota, Saccharomycetes, Saccharomycetales, Saccharomycetaceae.
AUGUCACACCAAAGUCAACUCAUUCCACAAGCUUAUAUCUCUAACUUUCACAACAGGUUGACGAACGAGGAUGAUGGCAUUCCCAUUUUUACAAUGGCUCAACAAACAAGGCAGCAUAAAAGAGCUAAAGUGGUUAAUUAUGCCGAAUAUGAUAACGAUCUGUUUGAUGAGUUUAACAUGAACGGUACUAAUUUUACUAAUUCAGAUACACAGUAUAAAGAUAAUGCAAUGUCUCAUGAGAAUACACCAGCGCUAACGAAUGGCGUGGGCAUGGACGGCUCGGAAUACAAUGUCCUAGAGAACAUAAAUAGCGCUGAUAACAUUAUCUCUAACAAUAGAUACGAUGUCGGUUCAAACAUGGUUGUGGAAUCUUUAUCCGGUUUGAAUAACAACAACAGUACCAGUAAUGGCAAUAAUAAUGCGAAAACACAAGCGCAGGAUAUUGGAAAUGCCGUUUUGCCAGAUCUGCAGGACCAACAUCAUAACCCAUUCAAUAUACUCAGAUAUCCGAAGAUAAGAGAUACUUUCAUUAACGGAAAAUUGGUAUCUCCAUACAGACUGAAUACUGAUCAGGAAACGAAAGCAAACGCAAAUUCUGGAGAAGCAAUCAUGAUACCAAUAACUUUGGAUAUAGAACAUAUGGGUCAUACCAUAAAGGACCAGUUUCUUUGGAACUACAACGACGACUCCAUAUCCCCGGAAGAAUUUUCCUCAAUAUACUGUAAGGAUCUCGAUAUGAAUUCUGUUACUUUGCAAACACAAGUUGCGAAUGUAAUAAAAGAGCAGUUAAAAGACUUGGAGAAUAUCGCAGCUACUGAGAUAAUGUCGGAUUUACACGUUAUAAUUAACCUAACCUGUAAUCUGCAAGACAGAUUUUUUGAGGAUAAUUUUCAGUGGAACUUGAACGACAAAUCACUUACUCCAGAAAGAUUUGCCACAUCUAUUGUACAAGAUCUCGGUCUAACAAGAGAGUUUAUCCCUUUGAUAUCCCAAUCUCUUCAUGAAACUAUCUUGAAGAUAAAGAAGGACUGGGUCGAUGGUCACUUAAUUCAGGACCAUGUUCCAAACGAUGCUGCAUUUGGAUACCUAUCUGGUAUUAGAUUGGAUAUCGAUGAACUGGGCUCCAACUGGUGUCCAAGGGUGGAAAUACUAACAAAAGAAGAAAUACAAAAGAGAGAAAUUGAAAAAGAAAGAAACCUGAGAAGAUUGAAAAGGGAAACCGAUAGAUUAUCUAGAAGAGGCAGAAGAAGAUUGGAUGAUUUAGAGACCACAAUGAGAAUGUAG